GAACACGGAAACAACCCAUUCCGGUCGUAUUCCCUUCUCACUUGACCGGCCAUGAUGUUGAGUGCCGUAUCGAAGGCAGCCUCCGGGGCUUUGAGGGCUGUAAAACCCGCCCUUCUGCAAAACGAAGCUGCUAAAGUCGCUGGGGCGGUUUCAAUAAACAACCGGCAAUAUGCAAAAGCUGCGGCAUCCCCCAAGGCAGCCACCGGCUCAACCGGCAAGGUUGUUGCCAUCAUUGGUGCCGUCGUUGACGUACAGUUUGAGGACAACCUGCCGCCAAUCCUCAAUGCUCUCGAAGUACAAAAUCGCUCCCCCAGGCUAGUCCUUGAGGUUGCCCAGCACUUGGGAGAGAAUACCGUUCGCACAAUCGCCAUGGAUGGUACCGAAGGACUUGUCCGUGGACAGGCAGUCCAGGACUCUGGGUACCCAAUUCGUAUUCCAGUAGGUGCGGAAACCCUGGGACGUAUUAUCAACGUAAUCGGUGAGCCGAUCGACGAGCGUGGUCCGAUUCCGACUGAGCUGAGAGCAGCAAUUCACGCUGAAGCUCCGGAGUUCGUAGAAAUGUCCGUAGAGCAAGAAAUUCUUGUCACCGGUAUCAAGGUCGUCGAUCUUCUGGCCCCAUACGCCAAGGGAGGAAAAAUUGGUCUCUUCGGAGGUGCCGGAGUAGGCAAGACUGUACUGAUCAUGGAGCUCAUCAACAAUGUCGCCAAGGCCCAUGGUGGUUACUCCGUGUUUGCUGGUGUCGGCGAGCGUACCCGAGAGGGUAACGAUCUUUACCACGAGAUGAUUGAGUCCGGUGUAAUCUCUCUCAAGGACAAAACCUCCAAAGUAGCGCUAGUAUACGGACAAAUGAAUGAGCCCCCCGGCGCUCGUGCCCGAGUCGCCCUCACCGGUUUAACUGUUGCCGAAUAUUUCCGUGACCAGGAAGGUCAGGAUGUGCUUCUCUUCAUUGACAAUAUUUUCAGGUUCACCCAGGCCGGUUCUGAGGUGUCCGCUCUUCUUGGUCGAAUUCCAUCAGCCGUAGGUUACCAGCCAACAUUGGCAACAGACAUGGGUACUAUGCAGGAGCGUAUCACCACCACCAAGAAGGGAUCCAUCACUUCUGUCCAGGCCAUUUACGUGCCAGCUGACGAUUUGACCGAUCCCGCCCCAGCGACGACCUUCGCUCACUUGGACGCCACCACUGUGCUUUCCCGUGCCAUUGCCGAGCUGGGUAUCUAUCCCGCCGUCGAUCCCCUCGACUCCACUUCCCGUAUUAUGGACCCCAACAUCAUUGGAAGCGAGCACUACAACAUCGCUCGUAACGUACAGAAGAUCCUCCAGGACUAUAAGUCCCUUCAGGAUAUUAUUGCAAUUUUGGGUAUGGACGAGUUGUCGGAAGAGGACAAACUCACUGUCGCGAGGGCCCGUAAAAUUCAGAGAUUCCUCUCUCAGCCCUUCCAGGUCGCCGAAGUGUUCACUGGACACGCUGGAAAGCUCGUACCUUUGGCCGAGACGAUCAAAGGUUUCCAGAAGAUUUUGGCCGGAGAUUACGACCACCUCCCAGAGGUUGCCUUCUAUAUGGUUGGACCAAUUGAAGAGGUUGUAGCAAAGGCAGAAACACUCGCCAAAUCAUAAACCAUAAACCAAUAGUUAAAAGUUGAACCUUUAAACUUUAAUAAAACGCCCAGCAGGGAAUCAUUCAACGUUCCAUUGUCAUCGCCCGACUAAAAAAAAAGCAAAAGAAACAAUGUAUCAUACGGGCUCAAAUUGUGAGCUUCGCUGAUUGCUGUAAUCGAUUGAUUUGUAGUCAGGAAAAACCGUUUUAAAUAAAAUAGAUUUAAAAGUAAAAAUGAAAAGCUUUGUAUGAUGAAACAAAAAUAAUACUUCGUCACGUAUCGUGAAUUUUUACUUCUAAUUAAUCUUGAGGUUGAAAGAGCAUCUUUUAUUUUCCCGGUUAUAAAUCUAUUAUUACCGUUAUUAUUGCAUAUUAUUACUACUGAAAACUGUUAUUAAUCGAUAGAGAAGAUACACGGUGCGAUGUCGUGUUACUGUAAUCGACGCAAACAUGUAUAUUAGUUGAAAAGAGAAAAUUUAAUAAAUAAUAAAAAAAACGGAAUCACUUGGA
Messenger RNA from Neodiprion fabricii, 2104 nucleotides. It is a transcript of the gene ATPsynbeta, whose product is annotated as ATP synthase subunit beta, mitochondrial. The transcript is spliced from 7 exons. NCBI's taxonomy places the organism in Eukaryota, Metazoa, Arthropoda, Insecta, Hymenoptera, Diprionidae. The coding region runs from base 52 to 1614 and encodes 520 amino acids. Gene Ontology annotation, biological process: proton motive force-driven mitochondrial ATP synthesis; proton transmembrane transport. The record is from RefSeq and is a predicted model, not a curated record. Gene Ontology annotation, molecular function: ATP hydrolysis activity; ATP binding; proton-transporting ATP synthase activity, rotational mechanism.